CGCGGAAAAGCUGCUGACUCAACGCGCAUACGCUGCCCAAAAAUUCUGUCUGUCUAGGCAGCUCUCUAGGUUUCGUUGAUAUCUGUCAAGAUCCUCGCUCUUCUCUUCUGGCUCGAGUCUGAUUUUCAGGGAGGAGCUGCAACUCUUGAGAAGAUCAAGAGACUCUGGCGCAAGACAACAGCAGGACUGAAGGAGAGUUAAUUAUGGAUCCAGCAUCUUGCCCAGAACAGCCAUCAGCUGUUAAUGAACAGGUGCUGAACUCAUCAGGCAGAUCCUUGACUGCAGCUGUUUGUCUGCGCCGCUUCCUCUGUCAUGGCUCUGAAACCGCCACAUACAACACUAAAGAGCAUCCACUGGGCAAUGAAAAUGCCCUGUUCCUAAUGCAGUUCAUCGAGAGUGGACGGGGCUGUGAGGUUGUGGAGGAGAUCAGACGCCUGAAUUCAGAGGGCCACACCGUCCGACCCAACCCCAGCCUGUUUGCCCUGGCUGUAUGUUCGCAGCAUGCAGAUUUCAAGACCAGACAGAGUGCUUUACGGGUGCUGAAGGAACUGUGUCGAGCACCCGCACAUCUCUUCACAUUUGUGCAGUAUAAGAAAGAGCUGAAAGAGGGAUCUGGGAUGUGGGGUCGAGCUCUGCGAAGGGCCGUGACAGAUUGGUACAACAGCCAAGAUGGCUUGAGCCUGGCGCAGGCCGUGACCAAGUGCAAGCACAAGGCAGGCUGGUCCCACAAGGACCUUCUUAGACUGUGCCACAUGAAGCCAACCAAUGAUACUGUGGUGCUUGUUUGCAAAUACAUGACGAAAGGCUGGAAAGGAGUUCAGGAAGCGUAUGGUGAUAAAGAGAAGUCGGAGGAUGUGCAGAAGGUUUUUGCAUAUCUGGAGGCUGUGGAAAGAGCCAAGCACUCUACUGAUGAGCUGGAGAUCAUUCAUCUUAUAGAGGAGCAUCGGCUAGAGAAAGAGCAGAUUCUAACCAACCACCUGAAGUCCAAAGAGGUAUUGAAAGCUUUGCUGAAAGAGAUGCCCCUGGUUGUUCUAAUGAAGCAUUUAGGGAAGUUGACAGCGGACAAAGUUCUGACACCAGGAAGUCCGGAUGUUGCAGCUGUUUGUGAGAGGAUUCAGGAUGAGAUGGCUCUGAAGAAGGCCAAAACACACCCGUUCAACGUUCUCGUGGCAUCUGAAAACUAUAAGCGAGGUCACGGGAAGCGUGGCAAACUGAAAUGGGAGCCAGACAGCGACAUCGUUCAAGCCCUGAACUGUGCCUUUUGCAAAAGUAUUUCGAAUGUGGAGUCCACAGGCAAGCGAUUUCUGGUGGCAGUUGAUGUAAGUUCUUCACUGAGCAGUGUGGCCCACGGCAGCUUCAUCAGUACUGUGGCAAUAGCAGCAGCAAUGUGCAUGGUAUUUGCACAAACGGAGCCGAACACAAAGGUUGUGGUCUUCUCUGAUGGAGUUGUGGUUCCCUGUGACAUAUCUUCUGAUAUGACUCUAAUGCAGGCAGCAGCACAGCUCAUCCAGACUCCUGGUGGCAGUACAGACUGUGCCUUGCCCAUUACCUGGGCCUCCGAGAAUGAUAAAACUGUGGAUGUCUUCAUCAUUUUCACUAAUAAUCAAACCUUUGAGAGGGCAAAUCCAGCAGUGACACUUCAGACUUAUAGAAAAAAAACUGGUAUAUUUUCCAAACUGAUUGUGUGCGGGAUGAUUGCCAGUUCCCUGGCCAUAGCUGACCCUGAAGACCGCGGCAUGCUGGACAUCUGUGGCUUUGACUCUCACGCAGUUGACGUCAUCCGUAACAUUGUACUUGAUGCCAUUUAAAAUUAUUAGUUUGUAGCAUGCAGUACGAUCUCAAAGGAAGGAAACUGAGGCAGUGUUGCACCGCUCCUUGGAAGAACAUGCAAAAAGACGUAUCAUGUCAUAUGUUUUUGGCAUUUGGAAACAAGUCAAGGUCUAAACCAAUAUACAGCAGGCUGGACUAGAUUCAGUGAAAAUCAUGGGGAGCAAAUUAAUGAAGUUAAUUUUGUUUUAACCGAUCUUUAUUCAGUAUACUUUUUAUUAAUCUGGUCCAAUAAAAUGUUUGCUUUUUCCCAAGAACAUAGAGUUCAUGUCAAAUAGGAUUUUACAAAUACUUGUUUUGUUUUAAGUUGAAAAUAUUUGUCACUGACCUUCAUUGGAUGUAAUGUUGUGCUGGAUCUUUAGAGGCUUAUGUAUAAUGUAUUAUUUUCUUUAUUCACGUCCUGUUUUGUAGUGUGUGUGUAAAUGGGAUGUUCUUAGAGGAGUAGUUCACACAAAUAUCCAAACCUGCAUGAAUUUAUUCUUCUGUGGAACACAAAGGGAGAUGUCAGGAAGGAUGUUAGCCUCAGUCACCAUUCACUGUCAUUGUAGUGUAAGUGAUGACAGAAUUGUCAUUUUUGGGUGAACAGUCCCUUUAAAGUGCACCAUUGUUCUUCUACAAAAAAUAAAUAAAAUAAAACGGAGCAAAUAAUGCAAAGUAAGUUUGCAACAUCAAGAGAAAUCUGAUAUUCUCAACAACAACAAAAAAAAAAAACAUCUAGCCUAAAUGACUAGACUCGUCAGUAAUGUUUUAAUGUUGAAAGUGUUUUUCAACAUUAAGUGAAAGUGUUUUGUUGCCCAGUAAAUUGAUAUAUGAAAGCAAAUAACCUUUUAUUAUGAUUCAAGACAGGCUUGACUCUCAAGUCUGUUUAAGGCUUGACAGAUACUUUACAGUUUAAAUGACAAAUUAGAAAUUGCAAAAUUGUGAAAAACAGAAAUAUAUGCAUUGAAUGACGGAUAUCGUUAAUGGAUCUUGCUUCUAGGUUCAUUUACAUGUAGAAAGUAACCAUGUGCAUUUCCAUUUGCUGUUUAUGCCCAUUAGGCCAAAUCAAGGUUAUAAAUGUGCUAAUGAUAUUUAUGCAAAUGUAAGCAAAUUCUAACAUACUAAAACUUCUGUAAACAAUUACAUGUUGCUUUUGAGAUACAAAACUGAAUGCACCUUUAUUAUAACUGUGUAAUUUUAGAGAUACAAUUUAGUUUUAGUAUUGGAUUAAUAAAUAUGUCAAAUAAUUAAGUGCUGCGCUCUUAUGGAUGUUCCAAAUUGGGGAUUUUGAAAUUAAUUUGCAGUUUCACACACCUAGUUUGUCCAUGCUAGUUUAUGUUACAUUGUUUAAUACAUUUCUUUCAUAAGGUUUAUGACCUCAUAAGGUUUUUAGCACAGUAUUAUAAAAUUACAUAAAUUACUUAAUACAAGAAUUGAAUCUUUUAAAGCCAAAAAUGCAAUUUUUACACAAGAUAUAAUACUAAUUAUGUUCUGUCUCAAGACAAUGAUUUGUCUAUCUUUAUUAUCACCCAUUAAUUUUAAAUUAAUAAAAGUGAUUUUGAAGUAUUCUGUUUUGACACUCCCUCCUAUUCUAUUCUAUAAUCUAAACCUCAAAGAUAAUCACAGAAGUAUUACUAUCAAACAGACUAUCUACAGUUU
This is a messenger RNA of Myxocyprinus asiaticus (Chinese sucker), 3465 nucleotides long. RefSeq names its product RNA-binding protein RO60-like. NCBI's taxonomy places the organism in Eukaryota, Metazoa, Chordata, Actinopteri, Cypriniformes, Catostomidae. The transcript has 9 exons. The record is from RefSeq and is a predicted model, not a curated record. Gene Ontology annotation, molecular function: RNA binding. Bases 204 to 1808 code for a protein of 534 amino acids. Gene Ontology annotation, cellular component: ribonucleoprotein complex.